AUGCUGAAUAACUAUUUCAGCAAAAUUAAAAAGAAGAGCAAUGACAAUAAAGCUCUAGCAAUCAAGGAUAAUAUGAGAAGCAAAAAUGUAAAUAAAACUACAGAACUUAUCAGUAAUGAAAUCCUAAUGAAUAAGAACAGUAAAUUGUCAAAUAAAGGAAGUAACAAU
Messenger RNA from Acaulospora morrowiae, 168 nucleotides. The record is from the annotation of a GenBank genome assembly. Lineage: Eukaryota; Fungi; Glomeromycota; Glomeromycetes; Diversisporales; Acaulosporaceae.